AUGGUGUAUGAUAAGAGUUCAAAAUUAGUCAAAAAGCAGCAAAGGGAACUGGUAAUGUCAGCAACACCCAGAGACUGCCUAACAUUGCAUAAUGUAGUGGUUCACGAAGUAUUUGGAAGACAACAGCUUCAAAAUGGGCCUAGUCGAUGA
Messenger RNA from Loa loa (African eye worm), 150 nucleotides. RefSeq lists its product as hypothetical. The coding region runs from base 1 to 150 and encodes 49 amino acids. The transcript has a single exon. NCBI's taxonomy places the organism in Eukaryota, Metazoa, Nematoda, Chromadorea, Rhabditida, Onchocercidae. The record is from RefSeq and is a predicted model, not a curated record.